CACAACAAUAAGCAGGCAUCAUAUAUCUCUUUGCUAUUUGGUGCUGUAGGUACUGUGAUAUCGAUCACCAUCAUUUCGUUUGGUGCUAUACACAUUUUCAAAAGAAUGAAUGUCGGUUCUCUUGACCUCGGAUAUUUUCUUGGUUUCUCACUUUCUUGAGCCGGUUAAAGCUAGGUUCACAAGAUCACAAUUUAUUUAGAGACGCUAAACAUCUCUGAUGGUACAUUGGUGGUUGCUAUAUAGAUGCAUUUAAGGGUCUAUGUAAUCGUUCAGCUAAUAGAGCUUGAACUCGAGCUUCCAUGUUUCAUACUCAAAGCACAAGUGUGGCUUGUGAGAAUUUUUUAUAGCUUGACUUGGGCUUAGCGUGUGUAUUAUUUAUUAUAUUUAUCUAAGUAUGUUAUUUAUAUACACAUUUAAUUAUCUUAUAUAUAACAGGAUUCAUAUUAUUUGUUUAUUUUUGUCAUGAUAAUAUAUACUUAUUUUUAUUAUGUAAGAUAUGUAUAAUUGUUAUAUGAAAUAAAAAUUUUACUGUUUAUGUAAAUUUCUCAUAUAGGCUUGCAUUAGUCAAGCUCGGUAUAUGAAACUCGGGUUCGUUUAUUAAAUGGGCUAUUUUUUCAAACUCAAGCUUCGGCUCGGGGGGGUUACGGACAUUAUAUGGGUGUUAUCUUUUUUUGGUUCACAGGCUGCUGAAUAGGUUGGUUUGUUUUUGUUGUAGGUAUGUAAAAAGUUACCAGAAAAGAGAGAAGUUGGAGCACAGGGCCGUCCGUUAUCAAUAAUUGAAUGCUCCACAGUGACGAUUAGGUUCCGAUUACCAUCAUCUCAGCAGUGUUUAACGUUUGUUGGAGUUGACAACUAGGCUGAUCAACCAAAGUUGUUCUCUUUACAAUAUAUAGAUUAUAGAGAACCAUGGCUGAUGAUCUUAAACUUCAUAUCAAGCAACUAUUCAGCCUCUGCCUCUCUGCAAAACGUGCUGAAUCUAGAACAGAGAUAUUGGAUAUCGUUAGAAGGAUAGCUAAAUCCUAUGCUGGUCUAAUGACAUACCUCAGAAACAUGAUGUUAGGCUAUGAAAAUAAGGAAGUUCAGGAUUUAUUGACAAAUUUGGAAUCAAUGGUGUAUAGCAAACAGGUUUUUUUCCAUGAUGAAUUAAAAAUGAAUACAAUACUAGUGAACUGUGAACAACUCUAUGACAUAAGAUACAGCUCAAAUGUAGAGGAAGAGGCUAUUGCAGGAUUUGAUGCUGAAGCAGAAACACUACUGGAUCAACUUACUGGAACUUCUACAAAGAAGUUACAGAUCAUCUCAAUUGCAGGAAUGGCUGGGCUUGGCAAGACGACUUUGGCUAGAAAGUUAUUCAGGGAUCCACUAAUCGAGUAUAUGUUUGACAUUCGAGCGUGGACUUGUGUUUCUCAAGUAUAUCUCAAGAAGGACUUAUUGCUUGGCAUAUUAAGCUCUUUCACUAAUAAUCUUACUGAUGAGAUAUACAAAAUGAAUGAGGAACAGUUGGGAGAAAAGCUGUACAGACGUUUAAAAGAUCGUAAAUAUUUAGUGGUCUUGGAUGAUAUCUGGGAUUGUAAAGCCUGGAAUGAUAUCAGAAUGUAUUUUCCGGAUGACAAAACUGGAAGCCGGGUGCUAUUUACUAGUCGUGACAUAGACAUCAGUUUACAUGUACAGGCUGCAAGAUCAGCUCAUGUUUUGCGUCUUCGUACUCAAGAUGAAAGCUGGGAUAUAUUUAUGAAGAAGGUAUUUAGAACCGGAAUAUGUCCUAGUGACCUGGAGGAACAAGGAAAGGUGAUAACACAAAAAUGUGAAGGUUUGCCUCUUGCUAUUGUUAUAGCUGCAGGUCUUCUGAAAAAUAACUGGUCAAUUGAGUGGUGGACCCAAAUUGCAACGAGUCUAAGUUCGUUUAUGGUCAGUGACCCAAGCCAAUACAUGGACUCACUUGCUUUCAGCUACAACCAUUUGCCUCCUCACUUAAGACCAUGUUUUCUUUAUUUAGCAGCAUUUCCCGAGGACUAUGAAAUCCCCGUGUCAAAGCUGAUUCGGCUAUGGAUUGCUCAAGGAUUUAUACAUCAAACUGGAAGCAGAAUCUUGGAAGAUGUUGCAGAGGAUAUCUUGAUGGAUUUAAUCAAGAGAAGUCUGGUGAUGACUCCCACAAUAAGGGCUAAUGGACAGGUUAAAACAUGCCGCAUCCAUGACAUAUUGCGUGAUUUUUGUUUGAGAAAAGCCAAAGAAGAAAGCUUUCUGCCAAACAUUUAUACGUAUGACAAGAUCUCGUCAAUGCUUUCUUAUCCAUCAGAGCUAGGAAAACUUCUUUUGGAGGGAAGAUCCAUUCAUAUCGAGACAUAUAAAGCUCUGAAGAUUCUGGAUGUAGUCUCUAUCCCUAUCUCCUCAUUUCCUUGUGAGGCAGUCCAACUUAUCAAUCUGAGAUACCUGGCCAUUCAAGCACGUGAAGGAAGUCCCCUAGCAUCAAUAUCGAACCUUGUCUACCUACAAACGCUCGUAAUAUUGUCAAGGAAGAAUGUUAUGAUACCGAAAUCCAUAUGGAAUAUGGUAAAUCUGAGGCAUUUAUAUAUCAAAUCACGGGAAAAUCUUAUUGAGCAGCCAUGUUUUGCCCAACUGAACGAGAAGGAUGGUUGUCCGAGGGUACUGGCUAGCUUGCAAACCUUAUCCCAUGUAAGUCCUCGAUCUUUCACAAAUAUAUCUUUGAGGACUCCCAAUCUAAGGAAGCUUGGGUUUUGUGGACCCUUAAUAUCAAGGCUUGGUGAUCUUGAAUUCCCAAGUAUAGUAUCUUUGCAGCAUCUUCAAAAGUUGAAGUUAUUAAACACGAUUGUGUUUCCCGAAGCAACACGAUCAUGUAAUCCUCUUAUGUUUCCUGAAAAGCUUAAGAAAGUAACACUAUCAAAUACUGGAAUGGACUGGGAGGAGAUGUGGACCUUUGCUUGGCUGCCUAACCUCGAGGUUUUAAAAUUAAAAUUUCACGCUUGCAUAGGAGAGAGGUGGGAAACUGGGGAUGCAGAAUUUCGGCGACUUAAGUUCUUGAAAUUGCAGGAUCUUGACAUUAGGGAAUGGGUCAGUUCGAGUGAUAACUUCCCUAGACUACAACGAUUAAUCGUUCAUCGCUGUCUAAAACUCGAUAGUAUCCCAUCAGAUUUAGGAAAGAUUUUGACAUUGGAUGUGAUUGAAGUCGGUGGAUGCAGUAGUUCUGCGCACGAGUCUGCAUUGAAAAUUCAGAGAGAGCAAGAGAGUGUUGGAAACAGUUUCUUAAAAGUCCACACGAAACCAGAAAUAUAAAUUUAGAAAGGAACGCUUCUAAUGAGCUGGUUUGUGCAUAUCCACCUCAUCUCAGCACCUUCUCUCAUGCGGUCACAGAAAAACCGAAGAAGAUUAUGUAGCUCAGUUAUUUUGAUGUUUAUAGGCAAGGGCGUAGCUUUCAAGGGGCCGGGAGGGGCGUCCGACCCCCCGAACUUUUCGCUCAGUAGUGUUAUGUAUGUACGUUUCGUGUAGAAUUUUUUAGGUAUAUACGUUUUCGACCCCCCGGUUUUAUAAAAAAAAGUUUACUAUAUAGAAUUUUUAGGUUCGGUGAUUUUCGACCCCCCGGUGGAAAUUUUCAAGCUUCGCCACUGUUUAUAGGGCUUUUCGUUUUCGACCAUGUUUGAGUCCUAACUUACGUGGUUUUAUAUUGUAAAUUGUAUUUCGAAUAUGUACUACAUGUAUUAUGUAUGUAAAUCCUUUUAUAAUUCUUUUGCUACGUGUUCAAUAA
Molecule: messenger RNA, 3760 nt
Organism: Helianthus annuus (common sunflower)
Lineage: Eukaryota; Viridiplantae; Streptophyta; Magnoliopsida; Asterales; Asteraceae
Product: putative late blight resistance protein homolog R1B-16
Exons: 6
Coding region: 907-3291 (794 amino acids)
Biological process (GO): defense response to other organism
Molecular function (GO): ADP binding
Source: RefSeq, a predicted model, not a curated record